Zymoseptoria tritici IPO323 is the source of this 3474-nucleotide messenger RNA. RefSeq lists its product as uncharacterized. The record is from RefSeq and is a predicted model, not a curated record. NCBI's taxonomy places the organism in Eukaryota, Fungi, Ascomycota, Dothideomycetes, Mycosphaerellales, Mycosphaerellaceae. Gene Ontology annotation, molecular function: protein binding. The transcript is spliced from 3 exons. Bases 1 to 3474 code for a protein of 1157 amino acids.
AUGGCGUCGCUGUUCAAGGUCAAGGCGCGGUACGACUUCGAGGCGAAAGAGGAGGACGAUCUGGGCUUUCCAGUCGGACAAAUCAUUGACGUGACCGAAGAGGUGGACGACAGCUGGCUGGAAGGGAAGUACACUGAUCCCUCAGGUGCGACUCAGGCUGGCAUCUUUCCGAGGGAGUUUGUUGAGAAAUAUGAGCCGCCAAUGCCAGCACGUCCUACGCGACCUGCACGGACAAAGCCGGAAGCUGCGCCAGCUCCAGAGCCAGUCGCGGAGCCAGAGGAGCCGGCGUCCGAAGAGGAUGUUGCUCCUCCAGUAGCAGUAGCAUCGAAGCCGCAACCACCACCACGCGAGGCAGAAGAAGUGCGCUCGCCGACUUCUGCCGCACAGCCAGCCCCACCUGUAAAGAGCGAACCUCCGCCAGGACCUAAACCAGUUCCCGCCGAACCAGCAUCCGCAAAGAAGCCUCCUCCACCGAUCGCCGCCAAGUCCAAUGCCUUUCGAGAUAGGAUUGCCGCGUUCAACCAGCCUGCAGCUGCACCGGUAGCACCGAUAAUUCCCGGUGGCGGUAAGCCACAAGGCAACACGUUCAUCAAGAAGCCUUUCGUCGCUCCUCCUCCCUCAGCGAACUCGUACGUUCCUCCUCCGAAAGUCGAAACAAUCCACAAGCCGUACAUCAGAGAGGAGGAUCCGGAGAUCAAGAGAAGACGAGAGGAAGAUCGUGCUGCAGCGGAGGCGGCUGGGUUGACGAGUGACCCGGAGCAACAACAGGAAAGCGAGGAUGCUCCGAAGCCUACAACUUUGAAAGAGCGUAUUGCACUUUUGCAGCAGCAACAGCUUGAACAGGCACAGCGGAGAGCAGAUGGAGGUGGUGAGAAGCGGGAGAAGAAGCCUCCUGUAAAGAAGUUCUCCCAGUCAUCUGAGCAAGCAGAGGCAGUGGGCGAGGCUGAUGAGCUGGAGCAAGUCACGAGUCAACGCCCGCGAGUGCCAUCAAACCAGCUAGAUGAGACUCCACUCUCUCCUGUCAUCGCAGCCCCUGAACACGAGCCUGUCAGCGAGAACGACGCAGAUCAGUCAGCUGCUGGCGAGACAACUGAAGACGAUGCCGGUACGAUUGGCCCAGAUGACAGCGACGAGAGACAUGCACCACUUCCACCUUCACGGGCGAACACCGCUCCAAAGCAACAAGCGGAUGUUGGCGACGAGCAGGACCCCGAAGAAGGCGAAGAAGAGGAAGACGAUAGCAUGGACGAGGAGACUCGACGACGUCUGGAGCUGAGAGAGCGCAUGGCAAAGAUGAGCGGCGGCAUGGGCAUGGCUGGCAUGUUCGGCCCACCUGGCGCGAUGCCACUUCCCGGCGGAACUGCUUCGAAGAAGAAGUCAACGAAGCCAAGACAGGCCAGCGCGGAGAACGAGACGACAUCUCCACCUCCGCCUCCGCAAAGAGUUCCGAUGCCGGGCUUCUCGAGAACGGAAAGCUCUGAAGCAGGCCGCAAGUCACUGGAGCGAUCUGAACGAGGUUUGGAGGAAGAUCAACCGAUGCCUCCGCCGCGAAAAUCUCUCACCGAGGAGAGAGCCGCUGCUCCGCCGGUGCCAAAAGGCUCUCGACCGUCACUCGAUGCGAGUGUGCCUCCUCCCAUCCCUGGCAGUGGUCUGCCAACACCGCGAGCGACUGCGCCCGAUGCUCGUCCGGUUCCGCCUCCUCCAGCUGCCCCUAUGUCACCCGGACCUGGAUACCAAUCGGACGACGAGAUGUCAAUCAACCCACAGCGAGAGUCGAUGGGAUCCCCGGAUGUUCUGACUCCUGGUCCACCAACUCGCGCAAGCACCGGAAUGGCGCCGCCAGUGCCCGGAUCAGCGACCGAUAACAAGUCAUACUUCAGCAAUGAGCCUCAAUCAGCAAUAUCAGAUCGGAGAGCUAGUCGUGCUCCGCCGCCAGUUCCGCAGAGCCCGUUGACAUCGCCACGCCCGCCACCUCCGCCGCGACCAGCCAAUGCCGGUCGUUCAGCAGUACCUGCAUAUACUGACGAUUCUGAAGGUCGUGGCGAAAGCGAAUACGAGGGAGAUUACGAUACUGACAUUGCAUCUGGUGUGAAGCACAAGGACGCAUUGAAGUCUCAGCACGUACGCGACAUCAGUCUUGACGACAGCACAACAGCCGAAAACAGCCCGGUUCAGCCUCCACUACCUCCACAAACCAGUGCGCCCAGAGCAGUGCCGCCGCCUCCUCCUCAGCUCCCAACCAGGACACGACAAUCCACCGACCUGCCUCGAGCCCCGCCGCCUUUGCCUCCUGGAUCGCAACAAAGCUCCGCCGACCAGGAUGACGAUUACGACCCGUUCCGCUACGAGAAUCGCCGAGGUCCACCACCGCCUGCCCCUGUUGCCGUGCCCGUCGCUGCUCCGUCAUUACCACCACCUGUUCCGAGUAGAGAAACUGACGAAGGACAAGAUAGCUCAGCAGAUGAGAUGUACUCAACCACUCCACCUCGUCGUUCAGUAGAGCGCCCGCCUCCACCUCCUCCACAAGAGCGUGCGGUUCCUGCGCCACCACCUGCCCAAGCUCCACCUCCGCAGCCAGCUCCACCACCACAGCGUGCGGCACCGAGAGAGUCCCUAGACAUUCGCCGAUCAGAUACUACAGGUCGACGAUCGAUGGAAUCAAGACCUGCCGAGGGCAAUGGGCAGAUCGCUGCUGAUGUGCCUCUUCCGAGUGACACUCAAUGGUGGACAGCGUCGCAACCACUCCCACCUGCACUUCAACCUCGCAAUGGUGUUGAUAUCCUCUCCGAAUGCGAAGAGUCUACAACCUCGAAACGCGGCGGCAUCACCUACAUCUCCAAGGACAUCUACGUCCUCUACAUGGACUAUAGUCAAACCAUCAUCACCGCACGCUUCGACUCCAAGAACCCGGCCGAUAUCAACCUCGAACAACGCCACCUCGCACCACCACCCAAACUCCGCCAAGACCAACUCGAGGGCUACUGGCAACGCUUCGGCCGCUCCAUCGCCGAAUCCGCCUCCUCUCUCGGCAACACCCGCAAAGACUCCAACGUCGGCGACGGCACAUCUUUCGUCCUCGUCUCCACCCUCAUCGCCGCACAUCCCAAAGCCCUGCAACCCGUCGGUACCCGCGCCUACGGCUCCAUCAUCUACGCCAACCUCGCCAACGCGUCCACCCUCCAGUACGACGAGAUCCGCGCGGGAGACAUUGUCACGUUGCGCAAUGCGCGAUUUGAGGGCACGCAUGGCGCGAUGAAGCAUAAAUACAAAGCGGACUACGGACCGCAACACGUUGCGAUUGUAGAGGAGUGGGAUGGCACGAAGAGGGCGAUUAAAGGCUGGGAACAGGGGAGGGAUGGGAAGAAGGGUGGAGUGAGGAGUGAGAAAUUUCGACUUGGGGAUCUGAAGAGUGGGGAGGUGAGGGUUUGGAGAGUUGUGGGGAGGGAUUGGGUGGAGUGGGAGACGGAGAAUUGA